Messenger RNA from Dujonia railenensis, 1194 nucleotides. Lineage: Eukaryota; Fungi; Ascomycota; Pichiomycetes; Serinales; Debaryomycetaceae. The record is from the annotation of a GenBank genome assembly.
AUGACGGCCACUAAUGAUGUUGAGUUGGACCAGGACCUCAUACCUUGUAAGUACGUCUUAAAGAAGAAGGCAAUAGGUUCAGGUUCAAAUUCUCAAGUAUUCGAAGGGAAAAAUAAGAUCACCGGUAUGCACUAUGCUGUCAAGCAAUAUCCUAGGAAGUUACUAUAUGGGUUGGAAGAACUGUUACAAAGUGAAUACCAGGUGCUUACUAAGAUAUCUAGAUCACACCCUAACAUUUUGACUUUGGUAGAUUCGUUUGAAACCUCGGACAAUUUAUACUUGGUCACAGAUUUGGCUACUGGAGGUGAAUUGUUUGAUAAAAUAGUCAAUGGGAACCCAACUGUCGGAAAUUCUGGACACUUAAAUGAGCCCGAAGCCAUCCAAAUUGUGAGGGCCUUACUCUCAGCGGUAGAAUAUUUACAUAAAAAUAAUGUUGUGCAUCGAGACCUCAAAGCUGAAAAUAUUCUAUUUGGUACUGACAAUGGUAGCAACAUCUUGGUUGCUGAUUUUGGCUUGGCAAGAAUUUUGCGUAAUAGUAACGAAAAACUUCACGACAUAUCAGGAACAUUAAGCUAUAUGGCGCCCGAAAUAUUCCAGAAGGAAAAGGGACAUUCGUUUGAAGUAGACAUGUGGGCUGUUGGAGUUAUUGUAUACUUUAUGUUAUGCGGGUACAUGCCCUUUGACUGCGAAUCUGAUAGCGAAACCCAAGAGGCAAUAUGUAGUGGUGACUAUUCAUAUGAUCCUCCAGAGUACUGGGAGCAUGUUUCUCCUGAAGCUAUAGAUUUCAUAGAUAAGUGCUUCACGAUAAACCCUGAGGAAAGGAUCACGGCCACUGAAGCGUUGGACGAUGCGUGGCUAAGAGAGAACGACUCCGACAGCUUGAGAAGAAUAUUGCAGAGAAAUGCAUCUAAUACAAAGCUCAGACAAUCGAUUGAGAAUUUAAAAUUACCAUGCAUGCAUGGAAGUAAAAGAGAAUCCAAUUAUUCCAUUAGUACGUUAUCUUCGGCUAACUCAAAGCUCUCACUAAUAGAGAAGUCCAGGUUUGCAUCUCUACAGGAAGGGACUACUUUGCAAGGGUCUUAUUGUGCUACCCCAGACGUUUUUUCCAAUAUAAAUAGCCCUCAAUCAUCUCAGAACGUCUCGAGGCAAAGCUCUUCGAAUAAUAUUGUUAAACUAUUGAAAGAGACGAAGUGA